Equus caballus (horse) is the source of this 1563-nucleotide messenger RNA. It is a transcript of the gene OR5AU1, whose product is annotated as olfactory receptor family 5 subfamily AU member 1. The record is from RefSeq and is a predicted model, not a curated record. Gene Ontology annotation, cellular component: membrane. Gene Ontology annotation, molecular function: odorant binding; olfactory receptor activity; G protein-coupled receptor activity. NCBI's taxonomy places the organism in Eukaryota, Metazoa, Chordata, Mammalia, Perissodactyla, Equidae. Gene Ontology annotation, biological process: G protein-coupled receptor signaling pathway; sensory perception of smell.
AUGACAGAGUUCCGUCUAUAAAGCCAGACUUCCUCAGUGAGACCUAUCUUCAGAAGGCUGUCCUGAGGGCAGCUAAACCCAGUGAGGGCCCCCGGGUGUCCCACCUCAUUUCAGGUGGUCCCCUCUUACCACAUCCAAGAGCACUGGAGAAAUAUGGAAGGGGCAAACCUGAGCCAAGGGGUUGAGUUUGAGCUCUUGGGCCUCACCAGUGAGCCCCAGCUCCAGACGCUGCUCUUUGUGGUGUUCCUGGGCAUGUACACCAUCACUCUGCUGGGGAAUCUGGUCAUGUUCCUUCUGAUCCAUGUGAGUGCCACCCUGCACACACCCAUGUACUCCCUCCUGAAGAGCCUCUCCUUCUUGGAUUUCUGCUACUCCUCUACGGUUGUCCCUCAGACCCUGGUGAACUUCUUGGCCAAGAGGAAGGUGAUCUCCUAUCUUGGCUGCAUGUCUCAGAUGUUCUUCUAUGCGGGUUUCGCCACCACUGAGUGCUAUCUCAUUGCUGCCAUGGCCUAUGACCGCUAUGCUGCUGUUUGUAACCCCCUGCUCUACCCAAUCACCAUGUCUCCUGAGGUCUGUGCCUGUCUGAUUGUUGGUUCCUACAGCGCAGGAUUUCUCAAUUCUCUUAUCCACACAAGCUGUAUCUUCAGUCUGAAAUUCUGUGGCGCUCACGUGGUCACUCACUUCUUCUGUGAUGGCCCGCCCAUCCUGUCUCUGUCUUGUGUGGACACCUCGUUGUGUGAGAUCCUACUCUUCAUUUUUGCUGGUUUCAACCUUUUGAGCUGCACCCUCACCAUCUUGAUCUCCUACCUCUUAAUUCUCAUCACCAUCCUGAAAAUGAACUCAGCCCAGGGUAGGUUCAAGGCCUUUUCCACCUGUGCUUCCCACUUCGCUGCCGUGUGCCUCUUCUACGGUACAACCCUUUUUAUGUACCUGCGCCCCACAUCCAGCUACUCCCUGACCCAAGACCGCACAGUUGCUGUAAUCUACACAGUGGUGAUUCCAAUGCUGAACCCCCUUAUCUACUCUUUGAGAAACAAGGAUGUGAAAGAAGCUUUAAGAAAGGUUUGGAGAAGGAAAAUAAUGGAAUGAUCUUCUCAGCUCAUUACCAACAUGUCUUUAGAGAGCUGAGGGAACUUUACCUUAUGUGGUUCUAAUCUGAGCACAUUGCCAUGCUCGCCCCUUGAGUAGUGGGUAUGUUCUCUGGUCUAGAGGUACUUCUGCAUCUACUGAUGUCACAGAGACUAAAAACAAGUGAGAAAUGAGUGUCUGCUUGUUGCAUAAUUGGACCCAUUGGCAAGAUUUAGUUAUGCCUUUGUUCAGAUGCUUCAUAUUUCCAUGUUUGUGAAUGUUUUAUUCUAUUAUCAGAAACUGACAUUUAUAUUAUUCAUAAUAAAAUUCUCCCCUUAACUCACUUGAAGACCUUGGCUGCUUGGGGAAAUCCUCCCCAUUCUUUACAAUCUCUUCUUUGUGAAAACUGACUCCUUGGCUUAAAAUUUUUUUGAUUGUCUAAUUACUUGACUGAUACUGUAACAACAACUUCAUGACAACCUUCACAUGAUGUUU